GAUAAUAAUUAAGCAAGAAUAUUCAUUAGCAAAUAAGUCAGAAUGUUGGUAUUAUAUUAUGAAUUGUUAAUGGCUGCUGUGUGCAGUUCUUGCCUGUUUUUAUAUAAUCGACGUCGGAUAAUAAACCAAACAUUAUUGACUAUAAUAUUGACAGUGAUGUGUUAUACAAAAUUUUGUAUUUAUUUCUAAUAAAUGAUAAUUCUAUAUUCACGAUGUUGAAAUAUCACAAUAGUGUGGAUUAUAUAAGAAAUAAAAUGAUGCAUUUUUUGCUGGCGUAAAACGAAAUAUAAAUAUAAAAUGAAAAAAUGGCAGAUAUUUUAACUCCAUUUGUUUAUUGGGCUCAAACAGAGCAACAAAUUACUUUAAAGGUAGACUUGACUGAUACUUGGCGUGUUAAAGUUUCUAUGAAUGAGAACAAAUUAAAGGUUACUGUUUAUGGUCAAGGUGCUAGAGGUCUUAAUAAGUAUGGAUUUAGUUUGGAUUUACAUUCGUCCAUUAAUGUUGAGGAAAGUAAUUACAAAGUAACAGCUCGACAAGUUGAUUUUACGCUGGGAAAAAAAUGCCCUGCUUGGUGGCCAAGAUUAACUAGUCAACCACAGAAACCAUCUUGGUUGAAAAUCGAUUUUGAUAAAUGGACAAGCGAAGAUUUAGAUGAAAAUGAGGAUGAAAAACGAGACGUAUGCAGUGAUUAUCCCGAUAUGUAUGACAAACUUCAUAAAGAAGAGUUUGGUUAUAGGAAAGAAGAUUUCAAAAAGGUGUAUUUAAUUAUUUACAAUCUUUGCCAAUUUGUUGGUUUUAUCUAUGUUCUUACUGUAAUGGGAAUUAUGUAUUCACGAGAUGGGCCAGCUUCUAUGAAAGAAACAUACACAACUGUUGGAAAUGCAAUGAAGUUUAUACAACUUAUACAAUUUUUAGAAGUUAUGCAUUCAUUAUUUGGUUACACUAAAAGUAGUACACUUGUAACAUUUGUACAAGUAGGAGGCAGAGCCUUUAUUUUAUUUACUAUGAUUGAGGCUGAACCACGAAUGCAAACAAAACCGGUUAUUUUUUAUCUGUUCCUUGUGUGGAGUACAGUAGAAAUAUUUAGAUAUCCUUAUUACAUUACACAAUUACUUAAAAUAGAAAUUUCAUUUUUAACAUGGCUAAGAUAUACAAUAUGGAUGCCCUUAUAUCCAUUAGGUUUCCUUUGUGAAGGAAUUAUAAUAUUAAGAAAUAUUCCAUAUUUUGAGGAAACACAAAAAUUUACUGUUUCUUUACCAAAUUCUUGGAAUUUUGCAUUUCAUUUUCCAUCAUUUUUAAAGAUAUAUUUAUUGAUAUUUUGUUUACCCUUUAUGUACAUGCUAAUGUCUCGUAUGAAUCAUGCGCGUUACAAAAAGUUAGGCAAGUCUAAACUAAGAAAAAAGUAUGCGUGAUGUAAUACAUGGCAAGAUCAAGAAAUUAAAAAUAGAAAAUUUAAUUGAUGGUUCAAUUAUUGAAGGUAUAAUUUAUCCUAAAAUUAAAAUGAAAUGAAUAAAA
This is a messenger RNA of Frieseomelitta varia, 1515 nucleotides long. It is a transcript of the gene Hacd2, whose product is annotated as very-long-chain (3R)-3-hydroxyacyl-CoA dehydratase. Lineage: Eukaryota; Metazoa; Arthropoda; Insecta; Hymenoptera; Apidae. The record is from RefSeq and is a predicted model, not a curated record. Bases 306 to 1412 code for a protein of 368 amino acids. Gene Ontology annotation, molecular function: 3-hydroxyacyl-CoA dehydratase activity. The transcript has 6 exons. Gene Ontology annotation, cellular component: endoplasmic reticulum membrane. Gene Ontology annotation, biological process: fatty acid elongation; sphingolipid biosynthetic process; very long-chain fatty acid biosynthetic process.